AUGCGCACCACCGCGAGGCCACGCUGCGCUCUGUGCGGCGCGAGGGCGGACGUGCACUGCCAGGCCGACGCCGCGUUCCUCUGCGCGCCGUGCGACGCCGAGGUGCACGGCGCCAACCUCCUCGCGUCCCGCCACCGCCGCACGCGCAUCCCGCCGCGCAACGACGCCCGCGUUUCGGCCAGGCGGAUGGGCCUGGAGGACGCGGGGGCUGCGCGCCUGCGUCCCGCGGCAGCCAACGACGUUCGCGCGCGCUGCGGGUCGACGCUCCAGGUUUGGGCCCGGCGGAUGGGCCUGGAUGCGGGGGCUGCAUGCGUGUGUGCCGCCGCAGCUGGCCGCACGGUCUGGGUCGACUUCGCCGCCGUGGCGCCACGCAUACCGCUGCGCGUCGCCAUGGCUGCCUCGCUGUGGAGGGAGGUGGCGGCUCACGCCGCCGGCCAUGAGCCUGGCUACGCGCUCCAGCGCCUGGUAGCGCAGACGUGCCGGCGAGUUUGCUUGUGGAGGCGGCGGCGUUGA
Molecule: messenger RNA, 513 nt
Organism: Aegilops tauschii subsp. strangulata
Lineage: Eukaryota; Viridiplantae; Streptophyta; Magnoliopsida; Poales; Poaceae
Molecular function (GO): zinc ion binding
Source: RefSeq, a predicted model, not a curated record